GAGACAGCCCCAGAUGGCAAGAAGGUCCUUCAUCUUGACCUGCAUGCCAGUGGAUCCCUUGAAGACUGAGGACAUACUGAAUACAGACCCACGCGUUUUAGAGAAACAAGAACUACAGCAACCAACUUACGUUGCCCUAAGCUAUAUUAACAGGUUUAUGACCGAUGCAGCUCGACGUGAGCAGGAAUCUCUGAAGAAGAAGAUUCAGCCUAAACUCUCUUUGACUUUGUCAAGCUCUGUCUCUCGUGGGAACGUGUCUACUCCACCUCGCCACAGCAGUGGAAGCCUUACUCCUCCAGUCACUCCUCCCAUCACACCCUCCUCCUCAUUUCGCAGUAGUACACCUACAGGUAGUGAAUAUGAUGAGGAAGAAGUAGACUAUGAAGAAUCAGACAGUGACGAAUCAUGGACUACAGAAAGCGCCAUCAGCUCUGAAGCUAUCCUUAGUUCAAUGUGUAUGAAUGGAGGGGAUGAGAAGCCUUUUGCCUGCCCUGUUCCUGGAUGUAAAAAAAGAUAUAAGAAUGUGAACGGUAUAAAGUACCAUGCCAAGAAUGGCCACAGAACACAGAUCCGUGUACGCAAACCAUUCAAAUGUCGUUGUGGAAAGAGUUACAAGACAGCUCAGGGCCUGCGGCACCACACAAUCAAUUUCCAUCCCCCAGUGUCUGCUGAGAUUAUCAGGAAGAUGCAGCAAUAACAUGCUGGUCACAAAUGUGCCAAGAAAUCCUCACCAGCAGUUGCUGAUUUUGAAAACAGCCACCUUUUUCAGGGGAAGCAUUCAGCAACCCUUUAAAAAAUUUAAUGCAUGCUUUAAAUUUUUCUGUAAUUUUGGAAUGAUGUAUCUUUGUAGAGUUAAUGAUUUUGUACAUUUGCACAUGUAAUCAUCAUACCCAUUUUCAUUACUUUGAGAUAAGGUGCUAAAAAGCUAUAGAUUCUUCAGAACAUUUUUCUCCCAAAAAAAAUAUUAAAAAAAAUAGGGGGUGUUGCAUAUUUAGUUGUACUGCAGUGUUAAAUAUGAGUAUGGGGAGGGAAGCUUGGCACUGACAUCAUUUCAAGAUUGUAAUGUGAUUGAAGACUUUCAAACACAUCAGUUAAUGUAUGUACAAAACCAAAACAAUACCAACAUUGUCAACCUGGUUAACAUGCCUUAUGUAAUGAAGUUAUCAGUGGGGUAGCAAGUCUUUAGGUAUUGGAAAUAUAAAUAAGAAAGAAUGUUUAACAUAAUAUGCUAAAAAUAUUUUCAUACUUAAAUAACAUACAUAAAAGGUGUGCUUGUUGUAUUUUAUAUUAUCUUGCAAUUUUUUUCCCUCUUGUAAUGCUGAAAAAUCUUGCCAUUUGAACUAGUAAACAAUCACUUUAGUGUUAGGAAUUACUACUACUUUUCCUUUUUUUUUUGUACAAGAUGUCAUAUUAAGUUCAUGCCCAUCAGACUUUUGAGGACCAAGAUUCCAAGUCCAACUAAAUAUUUUCCCCUGAAUUAUGCUGUUAGAAAGACACUUGGAAAUACUUAAGUGCAAAUUUGUGUGAGAGAAAAUUAUAUCUUCAUCUCAGAUGAAGUUUUAAAGCACUUUGUAGUUCUCUAUUGCCAACAGAUUUUAUGUUUUGUGUGUUGCCAAUUCUUGCAACUACUGUACUAGCAUGUGCCUGUGGUUGCAAAUAAUUUUUUUUUAAAAACCUAAGCAUGUUUUAAGGAGGUACAUGAUUUGCGUUAAGGGAAUUUCUAUUGAACCUCCUUCAUGUUCAUUGUAUUUUAAGAUUUUUUUUUGUAUAUUUUUGCCUCUUAUUGUAGGUCACUGCAUUCUGAUUGGAAAUGUCUGUUUAGCUUUACAAAUCGCUUUGCUGAAAAUUAACAUAUGAGCCUUUAUGACAAUGAAAUGCUUCUUGCAGGAGGUGGACAAAGACCGACUUAAAACGAGCCAUCACAAAAUAACUUAGUGUCUGGACCAUAACUGAAUAUUUAUUGCUUACCUUAUCAUCCUGCUUUGAGCAUUCUCUCACAAGUGCUUGCUCUCAGCUUACCAAUUUAGCUUACCAGUAGCCUAUUUAUGCAACCCCUUCCCACCCAAAUUGAGGCUUAUUUCCCAUGAAAAAAAUAUGUAUUUAAAAUGCAUUUCUCUUCUUCCUUAACCUGGUGUGGAUUUUCAGACAAAUGGGAAACAGCCUCUCCAUUUAAAAACAAAAGAUGAUUGCUGGCCUUCAACAUGUUUUGAACUAGAUGCAUGAACUUCCUUUUAGAACUGCUGAAUCCUCACUUAGGGGUUCUGAAAGUGUAAACGCUUUCCCCUUUUACAUAUAUUCCAUCCAUUUCAAUCUUGAACAGACAACAGUGGUUGUACAAUACAAUGAUUUCAAUUAGGUAUAAAGGAUGAUGCAGACAUAAGAAUCAAUUGGUUGGUACAUAAAAGCCCCAUUUGGCCAUUUCUUCUAUAGCUUUGGCAAUAAGUCUGGAGAGCAAGUAUUGUCUCAGCUCCUACUGCAAGAAACUACAGGUUGGAUAAGCAAGUUUAACAGCUAAACAGUCAUAAAAUGUCAUUGUUGCAUGUAAAUUCCUUUCAACUAUCAAAAUGAAAUUCCAGUUUCUAUUUACCUAUUCAUUGUGACAGUAUUAUUAAACAGGUAAAGAUGGGACUAUUUUGUUAUACUGUGUAUAGUGAAUGUAUUGUACUGUGUCUGUGAAAAGUGUGCUUUAAAUUAUAUUUUCAUAUGUUUUGUUGGGGACAAAGUACAUUAAGUUCGAAAGUGACAGAGGUUUGUUUUAGAACUGAAGGCAAUUUAAUGAAUUCCUGUCAAGAAAGCUGCUUAUAAAUGUAAAUCAAAUCACAUUUAAAAUAAACUGCCUCUGACUGAAAAACAAAUAUGACUUGUCUUUGGUUUUAAGAGUGAUCAGUUUGGUUUACAUACACUAAUGCUAUUUUUAUGCAUUAUUCAAUUCCCUGUUUUGGUAAAAGCAGCAGAGCAUUCAACAACCCAUUUAAGUAUCAAUUAGGUAGAAUGAAACAAGAUGUUCUUAGCAAAAAUCAACACCACAAUAUGUGGCAUCUUAGUUGUACCCAGCAGUAUGUGUCCCCCUGGGGCCAACCUCCUUUCUUUAUAUAAAAUAUUCUUUGAGGCUGUGAUGGUGUCCAUUCUGUUCAUACACCACAUGAGAUUCAAGAUUCAUCAGCUAAAACUCAUCCCUUCAUAUUCUCCUUUGAUCCAAUUUAGCCAAUAUUUAGUGGCCUUGGAUGUUCCUCUUUUCUUCAGGGACAGAAGGGUCAUUGAAAAACAUUUUAAACUCCUAAAUACUCCAGUGGUUUUGAUGCCCAGCUGAGCACCACGUAUAUGUUUUAUAUUUAUAAAUACAUACAAACCACUGUCACCCACGCUCUAGGGAAUUUACUCUGUAAAUCUUCCUAGAAUACUCUGGCAAAACAAGUAUCCACUUGUGCUUCCAAACAAACUGGUUUAGAGGUUGUUUUCUGUCUUUGGUGCCCUCUACAGCCAUCAUAGUGGGACUUCUUAAGUCUUUAUUUUUUCAAACAUAUUCUGUGCAUAUGUUUUAUAUACUAAUAAGAAUGAAAGAUAAACCAAACAAAAUACUACUGAACAUG
Alligator sinensis (Chinese alligator) is the source of this 3590-nucleotide messenger RNA. It is a transcript of the gene JAZF1, whose product is annotated as JAZF zinc finger 1. The transcript is spliced from 5 exons. The coding region runs from base 14 to 697 and encodes 227 amino acids. The record is from RefSeq and is a predicted model, not a curated record. NCBI's taxonomy places the organism in Eukaryota, Metazoa, Chordata, Crocodylia, Alligatoridae. Gene Ontology annotation, cellular component: nucleus.